This is a messenger RNA of Striga hermonthica, 1515 nucleotides long. NCBI's taxonomy places the organism in Eukaryota, Viridiplantae, Streptophyta, Magnoliopsida, Lamiales, Orobanchaceae. The record is from the annotation of a GenBank genome assembly.
AUGGUACUCGACAAAUCUCGAAUUGAAUCGAUCGUGUCAGUGUUCGUCGCCGUUCACCCUCACGAAACCUCCGCCUUGAUAUACUCGUCCUCUUCCUUCUUCUUCAUUUUGAGUGCGUAUUUUGUGGUGCUUCCUUUGCGGGACGAAGGUGCGAUUUCUUUGGGGUUGAAGAAUCUUCCGGGCCUCUUCGUCGGGUCGUUGCUGCUCACGUUGGUGGCCGCCCCUGUUUCCACUCUCAUUUUCUCACUGCCAAAGCUUUCUAAACGGAAGGCUUUGGUUUUGAUACACCGGUUUUUCAGCUUGUCACUAGUUGUCUUCUUCAUUCUAUGGCUUCUUUCUACACCUGGAAGUUCAAAAUUUGAUGACAGGGAAAUGCGUAAAUUGAACUCCACUGUAAAGGGAGAGCUGAAGGUUGCAUUUAAUCAAACUAUCCCGACAAAUUCUGCUGGCUGGGAGAACCACGGGUGGUUUUAUAUUGCAGUUAGGAUUGCCUUGUUCCUUUGGAUUGCUUUGCUUAAUCUUAUAACCAUUUCAUCUACAUGGGCCAGAGUAAUUGACGUGAUGGACAGUGAGUCAGGUUCAAGAUUGUUUGGGUUUAUUGGUGCUGGUGCUACGCUGGGCCAGCUCAUCGGUUCACUUUUUGCCACUGGAAUGGCUUGGUUAGGCCCCUAUUUGCUCCUUGUUGCUGCGCUCUUGCUGGAAUUUGCUGCGCAAUCUUCAAUAGGAAUUCACAAGGACGAAUCCCAGCAUCAAGAUGAACUAUCUCCUUUGAGAAGAGCUGAUAAUAAUCACCUGAGAGACACCAGUGAACAAAGUUCAACUGCUAUAAAAUCAUCUUCCCCUAGAUCUUCUCCUUCUACAGAAAAAACUCAGUUUUGGGCCAUACUUGAAGGACUUCAGCUCAUAUUAUCUUCAAGUUAUUUACUGCAAGUUGCACUAUUACUAUGGCUCAGUGCAGUUGUGUCCUCUUUCUUCUACUUCCAGAAAGUAACUGUUAUUGCCAGUACAGUAGAAAGCCCUGUUGCUCGGAGAAAAUUGUUCGCCCAGAUCAAUAGCUUUAUUGCUGUUUUCAUCCUUGGCGGACAGUUAACUUUAACGGGCCGUAUUCUUACAGUUGCUGGGGUUACUUCAGCUAUUUGCUCCGCACCAUUUGUUGGGUUUAUGAAUCUUAUUGCUUUAGCUGUAUGGCCUUCAUGGAUUGCAGUUGCCAUAUCCGAAACUUUACGAAAGGUAGUUAUGUAUGUUGUCACUAGACCCGGAAGGGAGCUACUCUUCACUGUUGUUACACAAGAUGAGAAGUAUAAAGCAAAGGUAUGUAUAGAUGUGAUUGUUCAGAGGCUCGGUGAUGCCACUGCAGCUGGAAUGUACAAGCUAUUCUUUAGCACUUCAAAUGCCAAUCCAUCCACAGUCUCCCUUUAUGCAUUGCCUGUGUGUUUGUUAUGGAUAGUAACGGCUUUCAAUUUAGGACGAAGACAAACACAGCUUGCGAAGUACAAGCUAGCUCAAUCAACAUGA